AUGGCAUCGGUGGCGACCCAUUUCUCAGGUUUCCUCUUCUUAUUCCCCGUUGGUAUACGCCGCUUGCUAUUUUCUUCCUCCCUUUACCUGAAAAGCCCGUCCAAUUUCCGAUCCAAACUAUGGUAUUUCUCUCACCCCGCAUGGAAGAACAUUGAUCUCUAUUUCCUCCUUGUAGCCCUCCCUAUCGCUUCCUUCUCUGAGUUUGUCAUCUUCUUAUCUUUUUCCGGUCACCCCACCUACCGAUUUGCGUUUUCCCUGCAAUCCAUUGCACUUUUGAUAUUCUGGGUCCUGAUCCUUCUCAUUUUAGCUCAGGAGUAUUUGGGCUCAUCUCUGGUGAAUGAGAGUUUUGUUUUCAUUUUCGGAUCCAUUUGCUUUCUCGUGGAGUAUUCAGUGUUCGGUAAAGGAAUUGGGGGUCUUGGUGGAGUCGUCUACGGAUUCUUGGGUGCAUUAACUCUCGUUUGCGUAGGUGCUUGCCUGUACUUGUCAGUUAAGCCAACUGCCUUUUUUGCCGAUUUUUUGCUCUCUUCGGGAUUGAUUUUUAAGGGUACAUGGCUGCUGCAAGCUGGAUUUUCUUUGUACACUGAUGCUUUUAUGUUGAAGGGGUGUAAAAAGAUUUCACUUUCUUCACCAUCUCUCGAGAAUGUCGAUGUUCAUUGUGAUCUUGAUGAGGAUAGUCUGAGGGGUAUCACAUUGAUGCAUUUCAUCUUCACUGUGCAUGCCACUGUGGUGCUGGUUUUGAGUCUUGGACUAUUUGGGUUGCUAGCAAGUAACCGAAAAUUGAGAUGUGUGGAGGCAAGGGGACCGUUGCUAACUGAGCUUGAAUCGCCACAAAUGCUUAUGCAUGCUCUUCCUGGCCAGGAGAUGGAAUAA
Messenger RNA from Neltuma alba, 870 nucleotides. RefSeq lists its product as uncharacterized. Bases 1 to 870 code for a protein of 289 amino acids. The transcript has a single exon. Lineage: Eukaryota; Viridiplantae; Streptophyta; Magnoliopsida; Fabales; Fabaceae. The record is from RefSeq and is a predicted model, not a curated record.